AAGCACCUUGAGCUAACUGUGCUGUGUAAUAUUUUUAAUAAUUCAGAGUUUUAAUGAAUUAAGUCAUAACUUUUUUAUAAGCAUCAACAAAUUCUUAUUAUGAAGAAUGGAAUGUUCACAUUUAUUAGAUAACGUCAAGGUGGAUAGCGAUCUCAUCGUUGAGGACACCGCGAUCACAAAGAACUUCAGUUGUUCAGAAUGUGGUGUGAAAGAUCAGAACUGGCUAUGUCUGCAAUGUGGAGUGGUGAAUUGUGGUCGCUACGUCAACGGCCAUGCAAAGCUACAUGCCGAGUCCCAAGACCACCAGAUGUGUCUCAGUUGUGAUGUCUAUUCAGUGUAUUGCUACAAAUGUGAUGACUAUGUUUCCAACGACACGGAAAAUAAAACAAUAGAUAAAAUAAGACAACAUUUGAUGCAAUCUGGAAAUGCAAAUGAUGAAAAUACAAAUGAUAUUGUUGAAGCAGUAAAUGGAAACAGUAAAGAGGUCACGAAAGAUGGAAAUGCUUCAUUGACUUUGAAUACGUCUGAAAACUGUAAUGAAAAGCCUGAUCAGUCCCCAAGCAGCAUUCAGGAGGAGUUGUCAAACGCAGAUGUGGCCUCUGGCAGCCCGUGUAGUGAAGCAUCUGGUAAUCUUAAUGUUAAUGCAGAAACCAGUGAAAGUAAGCCAUCGAAAAGCACUAAGAAUGUAGACGAGCCAGUUAGAAGUUUACGACCCCGAUCACGCAAAAGAUCUCAUUCAGAGGAUAGUAGUUCUGCCGAGAAUAACUCCAGCCAGCCAUCCAGAACCAAGGAAAAGAAAAUAACCCCCUGCAACGGCAAGAGCCAGAGGGAAAAGAAAAUUGUAGGAUUAAAAAAUUUAGGCAAUACUUGUUUUAUGAAUGCAGUUUUGCAGAGUUUGAACAAUAUACAGGAAUUUAGUUGCUAUUUUAGUCAGUUGCCAUCACUUGAGGUGAAGACGAAUGGCCGGAAAGUGUACCAUUCUAGGAGUUACACGCGACAAGAGAUGCACGAUGUUGUUAUGGCUGAGGAGCUUCGAAAGGUGCUGAUAAACCUAAACACCGGCGGCUGCGGCUCGAAGGCGGCCAUCUCGCCCGAGUGCCUGUUCCUCGUCAUCUGGAAGGUGGUCCCGCGCUUCCGCGGCUACCAGCAGCAGGACGCGCACGAGUUCCUGCGCUAUAUGCUGGACAGGCUGCACACAGAACUACUGCAACUGCUGCCGCCGGAGCGCGAGGCGCCGCGCGCGCCCGCCGCUUCCAUCGUCACCGCUGUGUUCGGCGGCACGCUGCAGAGCGAGGUACGCUGUCUAGCGUGCGGUACGGAGAGCAAGAAGUUCGACCCGUUCCUGGAUCUAUCGCUGGAACUACCGGACGCGGGCCGCCACGACGCGCCCGUGGCGCUCCACGACUGCCUCUCCAGCUUCGUGCAGGUGGAGGAGCUGGCGGACACGGAGCGCUACUUCUGCAGCAGCUGCAAGUGCAAGCAGAAGUCCACGAAGCAGUUCUGGAUCCGGCGCCUGCCCAACGUGCUGUGCCUGCACCUCAAGCGAUUCCGGUGGCAUAAUUACUUUAGAACCAAAGUGGACACCAGCAUAUCGUUCCCGCUGCGCUCUUUAGACAUGUCGCGCUUCGUGCUGGCCAACCUGCCCGACACGCGGCGCUCGGGCCGCGGCUCGCACGCCUACGACCUGGCCGCCGUCAUCGUGCACCACGGCUCGGGAGCCGGGUCCGGGCACUACACCGCGUUCGCGAUCAACGACGAGCAGUGGUUCCACUUCAACGACCAGACGGUGCGCGCCACCGACGCGGCCACGGUGGCGGCCUGCAAGCCCUACAUCCUGUUCUACAUUCGCCGCGAGCCCACGCUGCCCGCCGCCUCGUGACGGCCCGGUCGCAAGGCGCACGCCGCACCGCACGAGCGUGAGGGCAUGUUAGUUCUAUCAUUUCUGACGUUGUCUGUAAACCCAGGAAGUCGCGCAGUGCACGAGCGUGAUGGAAUUCUAGUUUUAACAUUUCUGACGUUUGUAAACCCAGGAAGACGCCGGAGCGCACGAGCGUGAGGGCAUUUUAGGUCUAACAUUUCUGACGUCUGUAAACCCAGCAAGUCGCUAGAGCGCAUGAGGGUGAGGGCAUUCUAGUUGUAACAUUUCUGACGUUGUCUGAAAACCCAGGAAGUCGCGCAGUGCACGAGCGUGAUGGAAUUCUAGUUUUAACAUUUCUGACGUUUGUAAACCCAGCAAGUCGCUUGAGCGCACGACCGUGAGGGCAUUUUAGGUCUAACAUUUUUGACGUCUGUAAACCCAGCAAGUCGCUUCAGCGCACGAGGGUGAGGGCAUUCUAGUUCUAUCAUUUCUGACGUUUGUAAACUCAGGAAGACGCCGGAGCGCACGAGCGUGAGGGCAUUUUAGGUGUAACAUUUCUGACGUCUGUAAACCCAGCAAGUCGCUUCAGCGCACGAGGGUGAGGGCAUUCUAGUUCUAUCAUUUCUGACGUUGUUUGUAAACCCAGAAAGUCGCGCAGUGCACGAGCGUGAUGGAAUUCUAGUUUUAACAUUUCUGACGUUUGUAAACCCAGGAAGACGCCGGAGCGCACGACCGUGAGGGCAUUUUAGGUCUAUCAUUUUUGACGUUGUCUGUAAACCCAGCAAGUCGCUUGAGCGCACGAGGGUGAGGGCAUUCUAGUUCUAACAUUUCUGACGUCUGAAAACCCAGGAAGUCGCUUGAGCGCACGAGGGUGAGGGCAUUCUAGUUUUAACAUUUCUGACGUUUGUAAACCCAGGAAGACGCCGGAGCGCACGAGCGUGAGGGCAUUUUAGGUCUAACAUUUCUGACGUCUGUAAACCCAGCAAGUCGCUAGAGCGCACGAGCGUGAGGGCAUUCUAGUUCUAUCAUUUCUGACGUUUGUAAACCCAGAAAGUCGCGCAGUGCACGAGCGUGAUGGAAUUAUAGUUUUAACAUUUCUGACGUUUGUAAACCCAGGAAGACGCCGGAGCGCUCGAGCGUGAGGCAUUUUAGGUCUAACAUUUCUGACGUCUGUAAACCCAGCAAGUCGCUUCAGCGCACGAGCGUGAGGGCAUUCUAGUUCUAUCAUUUCUGACGUUGUUUGUAAACCCAGGAAGUCGCGCUGUGCACGAGCGUGAUGGAAUUCUAGUUUUAACAUUUCUGACGUUUGUAAACCCAGAAAGUCGCGCAGUGCACGAGCGUGAUGGAAUUCUAGUUUUAACAUUUCUGACGUUUGUAAACCCAGGAAGACGCCGGAGCGCACGAGCGUGAGCCCGCAUUUUAGGUCUAACAUUUCUGACGUCUGUCAACCCAGCAAGUCGUCGGAGCGCACGAGGGUGAGGACAUUCUAGUUCUAUCAUUUCUGACGUUGUUUGUAAACCCAGGAAGACGCCGGAGCGCACGAGCGUGAGGGCAUUUUAGGUCUAUCAUUUCUGACGUUGUUUGUAAACCCAGAAAGUCGCGAGAGUGCAGGAGGGUGAGGACAUUCUAGUUGUAACAUUUCUGACGUUGUCUGAAAACCCAGGAAGUCGCGCAGUGCACGAGCGUGAUGGAAUUCUAGUUCUAACAUUUCUGACGUUGUCUGUAAACCCAGGAAAUCGCCAGAGCGCACGAGCGUGAGCUCUUAAGUUUAUUGACGUGAACUAUGGAAGUCAGGUACACGAAAGAUGAUUGGGUGGAUUAAUGGCAUUUUUAUUUAACUCGAUUACUGGUGAAUUCAUGUCCCACUUAUGGAAAAUAUAUUGGUGAUUGAUAUUGAUAGAUGAUUGAGUGUCUAAAUUGAUAUUUCCACAUUUUUAGUCAUUUUGAACUAACAUCAAUUAGAAGUUUUCAAUCGAUAUCUCAUCCUAUAGGAACUAGGAACGGAGUAAGUGGCAUUUUGGGUGGUUUAGUAUACAAUAAAUCAGUGAACCCUCGGCGCCAUACGUCUUUGGCAAAUAUACGUCAACAGAAUAUUGACCGUAAACCCAGUUAGUCCAAAAAUUGAUUAGAUUACGAGUGACAAUGGCUUGAAAUAUAAAUCCGCAAAACCAUAUUAAACAAUAUCUUUGUCCUAAUUACGCAACGACUUUUUAUUAGAUGUACGACGGUUGCUGAAUGGGAAUUGAAAGAUAUCACAGAUUAUGCUAUCGGGGUGAAGAGAGGUCAUUGUAAGCUUAUCAUAGAUUCAUAUCGAUGCCCUUCUGGACAGAACAUAGGUUAGUAACUAUAUUGCGGCCCUACUAUAAUACACAGACAAUUUACUGACUGUUAAAUGAAAAAAAAAAA
This is a messenger RNA of Ostrinia furnacalis (Asian corn borer), 4264 nucleotides long. Its product is annotated as ubiquitin carboxyl-terminal hydrolase 3. Gene Ontology annotation, molecular function: zinc ion binding; cysteine-type deubiquitinase activity. The transcript has 10 exons. Gene Ontology annotation, biological process: protein deubiquitination. NCBI's taxonomy places the organism in Eukaryota, Metazoa, Arthropoda, Insecta, Lepidoptera, Crambidae. Bases 107 to 1879 code for a protein of 590 amino acids. The record is from RefSeq and is a predicted model, not a curated record.